Molecule: messenger RNA, 2155 nt
Organism: Myripristis murdjan (pinecone soldierfish)
Lineage: Eukaryota; Metazoa; Chordata; Actinopteri; Holocentriformes; Holocentridae
Product: ceramide kinase-like
Exons: 13
Coding region: 141-1799 (552 amino acids)
Biological process (GO): phosphorylation; ceramide metabolic process
Molecular function (GO): ceramide kinase activity
Source: RefSeq, a predicted model, not a curated record
CGAGGUGCAAACCGCUAUCCGUCCCCAAUCUGAGCGCAUCGGCCCGGGACGGAGGCUCCGCGUCGCUCCGCUGCCUGAGGGACAUGAGCGGACCCAGAUAACCGCUCGGCCCGGCUCAGGCUCCCCUCCGCCGGCCGCAGAUGGAGAAGCAGGCCCGGCUGCUGGCCGCCGAGCUCCGCAUCAAAAACAGCCCGCACGACGUGAGCCUGUCCCGGCAGCUGCUCACAUGGAAGAGACGGCCUUCCUCCGCCGUGUACCCCUUCAGAGCCGCAGGCUGUCACAGUGUGGCGGUCUCGGAGAUCGUGGCGGUGACGCAGGGCGACGCGGCGAGCGGCCGGCACAGGAACGACGGGCGCUGGCAGAAAAUGUCCCCGAGGACUGAAGAGGUUCAGGAGCACAGCUUCACAGUGUCCUAUGUGGAGCGGACGCGGCAGCACCGCUGGCGGUGCAGCGAGGUGACCUUCCAGUGUCCAGAGGGGGCGCUGUGCCGGCUGUGGGUCAGCAGCAUCACAGAGCAGCUGCAGGCGCUCGCCGGCCGACCCAAGCGCCUGCUCGUCUACAUCAACCCAUUCGGUGGAAAGCAGCAGGGCCGCCGCGUCUACGAGCAGAAGGUGUCGCCGCUGUUCGCCCGCGCCGGCAUCGCCACGCACGUCAUCGUGACGGAGUACGCCAACCACGCCAGGGAUCACCUGAGGACGCAGGCCGAGCUCGACGACUUCGACGGCGUGGUGUGUGUGGGGGGGGACGGCAUGUUCAGCGAGGUGGUGCACGGGCUGGUGUGGCGGACGCAGAGCGACGCCGGCGUGGACCACCACAGCCCGGAGGCGGAGCUUCAGCCCUGCAGGCUGAGGAUCGGCAUCAUCCCUGCAGGCUCCACAGACUGCAUCUGCUUUGCUACUGUAGGCACCAACGACCCCGUGACCUCCGCCCUGCACAUUAUAGUGGGCGACUCCCAGCCGAUGGACGUGUGCUCGGUUCACCACAACAACACCUUCCUGCGCUACUCCAUCUCGCUGCUUGGAUACGGUUUCUAUGGCGACGUGCUGACGGACAGCGAAAGGAAGCGGUGGAUGGGGCCGGCCAGAUACGACUUCUCAGGUCUGAAGACGUUCCUGACUCAUCACUACUACGAAGGGACCGUCUCCUACCUGCCGGCCCGAGGCAUCAUGGGAAACCCCAGGGACCGGACCAAGUGCCGAGCCGGCUGCCUGGUCUGCCAGCAUAACGGGCGUCUGCACCAGGAGCAGCGAGCGGAGGCGUACCGGACAGACGACGUGUCGGACAGCGAGUGCGACGGGGAGUGGCGGACGGUCCGGGGGAAGUUCCUGGCGAUAAACGCCGCCAGUAUGAGCUGUGCGUGUCCCCGCAGCCCCAAAGGUCUGUCGCCCGCCGCCCACCUGGCCGACGGCACCACCGACCUCAUCCUGGUCAGGAAGUGCUCCCGCCUCGACUUCCUGCGCCACCUGCUGCGCCACACCAGCAAGGACGACCAGUUCGACCUGGCCUUCGUCGACGUUCACCGCGUGCGGCGUUUCCGCUUCACGCCGCGUUACUGCCAGAGCGACUCGGAGCUGGAGCUGGACCUGCGGGAGAACGGGAAGCGUCUGUUCAGUCAGAUCUGCCGCGACCACCCGGCCUGCGGCUGCGCCCCGGCCUACAGCAGCUGGAACUGCGACGGCGAGAUCCUGACGCACACCGCCAUCGAAGUCGGAGUGCACUGCCAGCUGAUCAGGCUGUUCGCCCGAGGGAUCGAGGAGCCGGCGGUGUUCGAAGAUUUCACCAACCCAUGUGCAAUAUAGGCCCCGCCCCCUCCUUCCUGUCUGACACUGGAACGUCCCACUGCAGAAACACACACACACACACACACACACACACACACACACACACACACACACACACACACACACACACACACACACACACACACACACACACACACACCGCUGUGAUCCGUCCUGCAGAGAAACGUUUCGGUUUGGAGAGAAGAAACCUCCAGUCCAGUUCAAUCCAGUCUGGUCCAGUUCAGUCCAGAAUCAUGUUGGACCGUCUCUUUGACUUUCCCAUGAGCUCCUUCAUGCCUGUGAACCUGCAGAGCUGACACUCUGCUCAGCCUCUGCAGCGCCCCCUGCAGGAGGAGCAGGAUUAUCAUCUACAG